This is a messenger RNA of Amoebophrya sp. A120, 4544 nucleotides long. NCBI's taxonomy places the organism in Eukaryota, Dinophyceae, Syndiniales, Amoebophryaceae. The record is from the annotation of a GenBank genome assembly.
AGGUGCUUUCCUUUCCUGCUCUAACUAGAUAUAGUUACCCUCAAACAUUUUAAGUACCCUCCAGCACUGUUUCUACACGAGAGACACCGCCUAUUGCGGUCCGCAAAGUACGACGAGGAGCAAGACAGUUUUGUUUGCUGCCCCAUCUAUUUCUGAUUUGCAUGCUGCUGGUCUUUCACGCUUUGUUUCCCCACUAAUAUUGUAGGAUGGAGCUGGUUGAGCAUCUACGUCCCAUCGAUUACUAGAUUAUAUAUCAGUUUUUAGUUUUAGUGCCCCUGUUGGACGAUUCUUUCCUUCUCUCAUGGCGACAUCGAAAGCAAAGACGACGACGCGUCGCGAUUCGUCCGCGCGAAAAACGACGAAUCCCAAUCCCGGGCCCUUGCCGCUUCUGGACACUGAAGUUAUCAAAAGGAAAAAUGCCCCCUCCCCAUAUCGAAAACAUAAUUUGUGAUGCUGGAUUUGCGUACAGAAAUCAGAUUUGUCUUGCAGUAGAGGACUGCAGGCCCAUAUCAUGCCAAUAUAGAGUGAGAGGCUUUGGCCUAGGCACUUAGCAUGAGGAACGUCUAUGCUGUAGGACCAACAGCAUUACAAACCGCCUGCAUAAUCGGGCGGAGCCCCCUGUCGUUGAUUUCUUGCAAGACAAACCCGAUUUCUAGUCACAAAUCAGCAUCACAAAUUCUCAGAGGCGUUCCUUUUCGAUAUGGGGAGGGGUGACUUUUCCCUACGAUAGAAGUCGCUUCCGGCUCGCGUCGUCCUGAGGAGGAUGACAGCAUUGCUCCACCGGUCAAGAACACUGUUGCUGCAGACAGCACAACACUGACAUCUUCAGGCGAUGGGGGUGAUCUACCGAGCACCAAGAAGAAAAAGAAAAAGUCCCUGGUGCUGAAAACCCGGUCGGUGCGACGGACGCGGAAAAUACGUGCGACUGUUGGCGUUGAUCCGGAACAAGAUGGUGCCGCGGAUAAUAUGGUCCAAGAAGCACCAAGUGCAACUGGCGGAAGAAAAUCUUUGGCGGACUCACCGAAAAACAACUCGAAGAAGAGACUAAGACAACUACAAGAAAAACACGGCGAAUUGAUGGAAACGGAUGAAAUUUUUGUGCCAGAAGCAAAUGAAAAUAUCGCCUCCAAUCAAGUCGCAGCAGCACCUGUUUCUCCUACUCCUUCGCCAGAACCAGGGCAGCAGAGGACAUCAAAUCUUAAAUCCGCAAAGAACAAACUCUCCGCUUUUACAAAGAUGAAAACGGUGGAACAAUACACCAGGGUGAACACUUCCUUUGAAGACCAGAAAGGCGAGAAGAACUAUGCGCCAGGGAAGUCAAAGCCUGCGGUUUACGACACACAAACAGCCUUCGAACGCGGUGCCGACUGGGACCCGAUGCACGAUAGUGAAGACGAUGGACAACUACAUGAGGGAAAUUUUGUGACAAGUGAAAACAAGAAGCUCUCGGUUCCCGGGGACUACACAAGUGAGGAAGAAUUCCCCAGAGCAGCAGCAGAAGAAGAAGAAGAAGACAACGAAAUAACGCGCGGGUUCGAUAGCUCCGACGAGAAUAACCCCUUCGCCAACGUGCGGCGGCGAUUCGGCGAGUCGCAAAAGAUCAACGAGGAUCAUGGCGAGGGGGAAGUUCUCCAGUGGGACAGGAGCAGAUUUGAUAAAAAUAAUAAUGUGGGAAAAAUUGUUGCAUCUUCAGGUGGUUUACAACAACCGGUUAUCAGACCUAGCACGACCAUAUUUACGUCCGCUGAUCAAGAAGAACGACUACCUGAUGAAGAAGAAAGCGACAACCGGCAGCCCGCCUUCCGCGGUUCCUACGGAUUCGGGGCGUCGCGUCCCGUGGAAGCGGCGAAGCAGUUGGCAGAGGCCGGCCGCGCGUCGCUGAACUUCGCAAUUGGGUCUGUUUCGUCCAUGCUCUCUCUAGGGGAUGAGGCAGCACCGUCCGCCAUGCGCGGGAGUAUCGACUUCGGAGGUGUUAAAGGUCGCCCGAUGGGAGCGUCUUUGGUCUAUAAUGUUGCUGGAGAGGGAGAAGGACUAGCAGAUGUUGAGAAUGGCAGCAACUACUACAUGGAUGACCAUGAUGAAAUAAACUCCAUUGAGGACGACGAUGACAUUGCUCCGCGAUUCACGCAUUUGCACGAAUUUCUGUCGGGGCUCGACUUGUCGGAUCACGCAGAGGAGGACAUCCCGCCCCCGACACGACGCCCGGUGGCCGCGGAGGGGGAAGCGGUCAAUUUUGGCGUCGAGAUCACAGCUGGGGCGAACUCGGGCACAACUUCUACAGGGCGAACAAACGCGAAUAAAAUUAUGCAGCCGGAAGGGGAGAGAAGUAACAAUAAGAUAAAGCCGAACUACAUGAUGGCAAACAAGCUGGACAACAAGAACAAUUUGGUGAUAAAGGGCGGACAGGAAAAGGAAAGUCAAAGAUCCGUGAGUACCCCGCGAAGAAAAGCGCCACUAGACAUGGGUCGGGGGAAAAAGGCAACAGAAGGAACGAAAGCCGAUUCCACCAGCGCUGUAGCAAUCGUCAGUGGGGGGAACGCCUUGCCGUCGGCACUAGCAGCGUCUGCGGUGUUGGACAAAGAGAAUACAAUGUCAUCGAUUCCAGUAGCUGGUGCAACAUCUGGAGGUGUAAAAGAAAAAGUGGCCACAACAGUACCGACAACCCCACCCACUACCUCCCAGCAGCUCCAGCAAGUAUCCACCCUCGCAUCGCAGGUGAGUCACUUAGACGACAAAGUGAAUUUGAUCGCGACGGAACAAAUCCCGCGAUUGGAGGACCAAAUUGCGGCGGUGAACGAGGGCGUGCACCAGCACGGAAUCACGAUCGCGGACUGUAUGACAGCGGUGGUAGAGCAGCUGCAACAGGUCCAGAACAUUGAAACGUCGCUAGAGAGUGAGGUGGCAGAGGGGGCGAGAAACAAUAGUUUGUUGUCAGCGGCCACAGGAGCCUCAAAAGGGUUGACCAGCAAGAUGAAUAAGUUAUCAGGAAUUACCCAGAACAGAGGAGCAAGAGCAAAUAAGGGGAUCAUUGGCCGCGGGGGUGGCAAUAAUUACAAGAGCCAUCAUCUACUCAAGCCGAGCAGUAAAUUAACACCCAGAUCGCGAAAGAAAAAAGCUGAGGGCGAGGCGAGAAUAGACGAGGAGGAGGAGGAAGCGCAGUCUGAAGAGGACCCACAGCUCGAGGGCUUUGACGACGAGGAUGUUGGACAGCAGGAUCUUCCCACCACGCCAGAUCCUGAUGAUGAUCGUUCCAUAGAGAAAUCUAACCAAGAGCGUUCUUCUGGUGUGCAACCGUACGAGGUGGAGCGGGUGUUGGAUUUUGUCUAUUCGGAGGGCGGAUUUGAGAAAACCUUCCUCCACGAGUUUUCCAAGCGUGGGUCCGAUAAAGCGGCCCGGCAUCUGCACGCCCGGUUGAAGGAGUUUACGAAGCCGCAGCUGGAGUUACUGAUCGUGGAGAUGUGCCUGCAAAAGGCGGAGGAAGACCCGGCCAAGGAAAAGGAGGCGGAACAGGAGAUCGCGCGCGCGGAGGCGGUAUCAACUCCAAAAAUGUCUGGGUCUGGAAGACUCAUGCUGUUUUUGCAUGACACUGACACAGAAGGUCUGAAAUGGAAGCUCUAGCACCACAGGUUUCAUCGAGAAGCUUCCGCAAUGCCGAAUCCGCAUGACAAAUCCCCCAUUUUCUUGGUGACAGAAAGCGGGCAGCUUUUGCUACCUAUGCAUGACAGAUUUUUCUGUGUUCUGAGAUGCGCAUCACAAGUUCGGACUCUUCCAGGAGACCCAGACAUUUUUGCAAUCCAUAGGCGGACCAGCUGAAAAGGGAACUGGUAAAACUGCGAGUAUCCUGUGCAAAAGUAUCGUACUCGUAGUAAUCGCAGUUAUGCAUUACAAAUCUCCAUCCAAAGGCAAAACAGCAUGACAAAUUCCAUUUGUCAUGCUGAGCUAAUUUGUAUUGCAAUUACUACUACUACGAUACUUUUGCAGUUCAUAGCGCGAACGAACAGACGAUCUCGAAAUGGACCUGGCACGAGCGAAGAACGACAACGAGGAGUUGAAAGACAGUACAUAUGAUGUUGGAUUAUUGGUUUUUCUCUUAAUUUGACCGCUUUUGGUUUUUGUCUGUUUUCCCAGCAAGCGUGUGUCAGCAGGUAAGCAGUGAAUGCCUCUUUGUACUGUGUGUAACAAAAGCGAUGAAUUCUGUAUGGAUCAGAAAUCGGUAUUUUCUUUCCCAAAAACUCAAACAGCUCUGGGCGCUAUCCAGCUUGCCCGCGAGGGCACUGACGGCGACGUAAUUGUCAGCCGGUCAGACGUGCACAUUCUGCAGGAAGAGCUCCGGAUGGUUAACGAUACCUUCGGAGAGUACUGGCGCGAGCGGAAGCUGGAUAAAGAACUGUUUGCCGGAGUAAAGUUGUGAUGGAUUUGAAGUGCAACUCGCUGAGUACAUCGAGCUGGAAAGAAACAGGAAUACAUCAGUAAGAGUUCAGCUUACCCUUUCCAAUGUAUGAGAACACUAAAGCUGCUGUACCGUGUGGCACUUGAUGUAUCGG